Messenger RNA from Phragmites australis (common reed), 830 nucleotides. Its product is annotated as pathogenesis-related genes transcriptional activator PTI6-like. Gene Ontology annotation, molecular function: DNA binding; DNA-binding transcription factor activity. The transcript has a single exon. Lineage: Eukaryota; Viridiplantae; Streptophyta; Magnoliopsida; Poales; Poaceae. The record is from RefSeq and is a predicted model, not a curated record. Bases 34 to 750 code for a protein of 238 amino acids. Gene Ontology annotation, biological process: regulation of DNA-templated transcription.
AAACCACAGGCCCCGAUUCACCCGUUGAGGCCGAUGGAUGCUCACCGCCUCCGUCGCCGCCGCGUCGUCCGCAUACACUUCCUGGACGACGACGCCACCGACUCCGACGACGCCACCGACGACGACCACCGCGCCCGCCGCUGCGUCCGAGAAAUCGACCUGCAGCUUCCGUCUUCCGCGGUGGCCAGCCGGUGGAGGAUGGCAUGCAAGAGCAAGAGCAAGAGCAAGAGCAAGAAGCCCGAGUGUGGGGAGUACAGGGAGGAGCAGGGCCAGGGGACGCGGCGGCGGUUCCGCGGCGUGAGGUGGCGGCCGUGGGGGAAGUGGGCGGCGGAGAUCCGCGACCCCAGCCUGGGGAAGCGCCUCUGGCUCGGCACCUUCGACACCGCCGAGGAGGCCGCCGCAGCCUACGACUCCGCCGCGAUCCGCCUCCGCGGGGCCCGCGCCGUCACCAACUUCCAUUCCUCCCCCUCCUCAUCGCCCUUGCCCUCCUCUUCCUCCCCCUCCACCGUGCCGCCCGUGCCUCCUCCGGUGACAUCCCCUGAGGCAGAGAGCUCCACGGCCUCUCCCCCGUCGCCCGAGUCAUUGGUGUUGGGCGCCGACGGGGAGGUGACGGGGAUGAUGUGGUUCGAGGAAGAACCGUCGGAAUUCAUGGACUUCUCCCUACCGACGACGGCGACGGGUAGCCAGUGGGAGUUCGGGGAGCUGGGGGACCUCGACGACCUCUUCUCGCCGGAGCUCCUGGCGGUCUGAAUUCUGAAAUGGAAAGGGGUCUUUUUUUUGGAGAGGACCUUUUUGUUGUAGUAAUUUAAAUCGAGAGGACUUUGCCGAAA